GCUGUCGCCUUAGAGGUCUCUGGCGGUUCAGAUUGCAAGGUUCUGGUGGACCUACAGCCUCGAGUGGGUCAGGGCACCGCCCUGGUGUCGGCCACCAUUGCACUGAGCCUCCCUUCUGGCUAUCCGGGAGAAGCUGAGCCCCAGGUGUCUGUGGAGCGUUCUCGGGGCCUCUCCGACUCUGGCGUGGCGGCUCUCAUCUCUGCUGCAAGGUCCUCGCUGCAAAGCCAUGGACUGGACGAAGAAGGUUGCCUUUGCCAGCUUCUGGAAGACGUCAGCGCGGCUCUGGACCAGGCAAACGACGAGAGCGAGUGCUUGAUUUGCCUGCAGGCCUGCGGCAGCGUCACAGACGCCAGCGUGGUCCACGCACCAUGUGACCACAUCUUCCACGCGGCCUGCCUUGGACGAUGGGCGGAAAUUAAGAUUUCCGAGGCGAAGGAGGCCGCCACAGACAAGACGCAGAGUGUGCGUUCCCAACGGGACGCUCUGUCGCGGGAGUUAGCAGAACUGACCUGUAGCAUGGAGGAUCUGGCUGAGGAGGCGGCGCGUUUGGAAGACCUGAUUGCAAAGCUGACAGCUCGGCGCGAUGCACAGCGGAAGGCGCUGGAAGAGGGCGAGUACCUUGAAGAUGAGGAGGAGGCAGAGGAGGAUGAGCCACCACUGGAAGCCCAGCUGGCCACAGCGAAGAGCGAGCUAAAGUCUGUGCAGGCGAAAAAGCGCCGCUCCGACUUGAAGCAUGCCGACCUCACGGAACAGCACUCCAACAUUGACCAGGACAUUAAAAUCUCUUGUGCUCCAGACUUUUGGGACUAA
This is a messenger RNA of Symbiodinium pilosum, 810 nucleotides long. NCBI's taxonomy places the organism in Eukaryota, Dinophyceae, Suessiales, Symbiodiniaceae. The record is from the annotation of a GenBank genome assembly.